Messenger RNA from Motacilla alba alba, 745 nucleotides. RefSeq names its product coiled-coil domain containing 28B (gene CCDC28B). The transcript is spliced from 5 exons. The record is from RefSeq and is a predicted model, not a curated record. Bases 58 to 597 code for a protein of 179 amino acids. NCBI's taxonomy places the organism in Eukaryota, Metazoa, Chordata, Aves, Passeriformes, Motacillidae.
GCUCCCGGUGCCGGCUCCCGGUGCCGGUGCCGGUGCCGGUGCCGGUGCCGCCGGGCCAUGGAGGAGCGCAGGAAGAAGCGGAGCCCGCAGAGCUGCCUGGCGCAGCCGCCGCCCCCCGGGGCCCCGCGGGCGCUGCCCCCGAGCAAGAGCGCGUCCUUCGCGCUGCCGCUGCCCGCGCUGCCCUCGCCCCGGCAGCGGCCGCGGCCCCGCCGGGCCAGCAAGGAGCGGGCGCGGGCGGGCGCGGGGGGCUCCCGGGGGGCGCCGCUGCAGCACAGCUUCCUCACCGAUGUGUCCGACGUGUGCGAGAUGGAGCGGGGGCUGCUCAGCCUGCUCGGCGACUUCCACUCGGGAAAGCUGCAGGCCUUCGGGAAGGAGUGCUCCUUCGAGCAGCUGGAGCACGUGCGGGAGAUGCAGGAGAAGCUGGCGCGGCUGCACUUCGGCCUGGACGUGUGCGUGGAGGAGCUCCCCGAGGAGCAGAAGAAGGCGGCGGCCGACAGGAACCUGGACCAGCUGCUGGCACACCUGGAAGAGCUCAGCAGCUCCAUACAGAAGCUGCACCUGGCCGAGAGCUCGGACCCCGAGGACGCGGCGCCCUGACCCUGUCCCUGUCCCCGUCCCCUCCCCUGUCCCCGCCACCCCCGGCACCCUCAGGCGGGCCCGGCCGGGCCUCCCCCGCCACGGCGGCGCCGGUCGCGGCCCGAUGACGUCAGCAGGCGGCGCCGGGGCCAUGGCGGCCGCGCCGGGC